UAGUGAAGCUCAGGCAAUAGUGAACAAGCAAUAAUCAUGCAGGCUGCUGUGGUCUUCCUCGCCCUUUUCGGCACCCUCGUCAGUGCUGAAUACUUCAACAACUUCCCCACUUCUGGAGCCGCUGGCUACAAUGCCUACCCCAACCAGCUCCAGUGCACCAAGGAGUACGAGUACUUCGAGAAGUGCGCCAGCCCUUGCGAGGAGACCUGCUACAACACCCAGUUCUACUACGACCUGAAGAACAAGGACGACUGCAGCCUCCGCAACUGCGUGCCCAGGUGCAAGUGCGUGAGCGGAUACGUUCGCAACAACCAGGAGAAGUGCGUGCCCAAGAGCCAGUGCUCCGGAUCCGUUGACUUCCACCACGCCCGUGGCAACCGUCAGCCCUACUUCUACCCUCAGCAGCAGUACGAGUCUCAGUUCGAGAACUUCCAGUACGGAAACCAGUACGAUGCUGGUAACUACUACAACGACUACAACAAAUACUAAGACGAUUCUUUCAAUAGGUCUUGUAAGC
Phlebotomus argentipes is the source of this 517-nucleotide messenger RNA. Its product is annotated as allergen Api m 6.03 / Api m 6.04-like. The transcript has 2 exons. The record is from RefSeq and is a predicted model, not a curated record. Lineage: Eukaryota; Metazoa; Arthropoda; Insecta; Diptera; Psychodidae. The coding region runs from base 37 to 489 and encodes 150 amino acids.